CUCUUUAGACCGAACAAACUCUUAAAGACCCCCUCUUUCUCGAUUUACUUUUUAGCAACAGUAAGUUUCUUCUAAAAAUGCAGAUUCGUUGUGUUGUCAAAAGGCCAUUGCAGUCAUUGCAUUCGCCUUCGUGAUAAUACAGUACACUGAAGCAAGAUUAUUUCUGCUCAAAUUGGACACAAUCAUGUUUUUUCGUGAAAUCCGAGUUUUUGCUUGAAAAAUAUUCGAGAGGCAUCCAGCUGCAGCCCCGCAGCUAUUGAAAUAUUCUAUAGAACCGACUUAUAUUAUUGGUGUAUUUUACAAGUUUAAUGAAUGUGCCAUGCCGUUUGUGGAGUUCGUCGCAGGCUGGAUUUCAGGUGCUGUUGGUUUAGUUGUUGGCCACCCUUUGGACACCGUAAAGGUACGCUUGCAGACCCAGGCUGUGUAUAGAGGGAUAUUUGAUUGUGUGGCCAAAACAUACAAACAUGAAGGAUUUCGUGGAUUUUUUAAAGGCAUGUCAUUUCCUGUCGUCUCUGUAGCCAUUAGCAACGCCGUGACUUUUGGUUCAUACACUAAUGCACUGGAUUACCUUACUGGGUCGGGUCACAACAACUCUGACCAAAGCAAGCAGUCAUCACUCACUACUGUGUUCGUGGCCGGGUGUUUUUCAGGGAUAGCUCAGUUGUUUGUUUCAGCGCCAAUAGACCUGGUUAAAGUGCGCCUGCAGAACCAGACAAAGUCAGGUGGGAAUAAGUACAGAGGUCCCAUACAUUGUAUUGCUGUGAUUUUAAGAGAGGACGGGGUCAAAGGCCUUUUCAGAGGAAUUUGGGCUCUGGCCCUGCGGGACGUGCCUUGUCUUGGACUUUACUUCCUGCCAUAUGAGCUGAUCUGCAGGAUGCUGACUGAGAAAGGGAAGCAGCCAGGUAACACUGCUGUACUGUUGGCCGGUGGUGUUGCUGGAGUGGUCACAUGGGCCUGUGCCACCCCCAUGGACGUGGUGAAGGCUCGACUGCAGAUGUGUGGCGGUGGUGGUCGCAUGUACAGUGGUGUGCUGAACUGCAUUACUGUGAGUGUGCGUGAGGAGGGCAUGCGGGUCUUCUUCAAAGGCCUUCUUCUGAACAGCGUGAGAGCAUUCCCUGUGAACGCCGUGACCUUCCUCAGCUUUGAGAUGCUGCUGAGAGCCAUGACCAACUUACCUAAGGACUGAAGGACAGCUGCAGGAUGAUGGAUUUUUGUAGGCCAAAACCCAGAAACAAGUUUGCAAAUUAGCAUUUCCAUUGGUUCCAUCAUUCUUUUAAUGGAGCAUUGGUUAAAUGGCUGAAAUAAGGUCUAUGGUGAACACAAGCUCAAUAUAUCUUAAAGGGUUAGUUCACCCAAAAAUGAAAAUUAGCCCAUUAAUUACUCACCCUUUGUGGUGAACAACGGCCUCCUGUAGCCAAUCCAUGUGUUUAUGUAAGAAAAAUAUCUGUCCUAAAAACAUAAAAAUCACUUUAAUGUAGCUUGCAACAACAUGGAAGCAGCUCCGGGCGGAUGAGGUCGCCGUUGUGCAUGCGCCGGUGAGUCUCUUGAAAACUAACAUUUGUUUACAGGAGUAAAGGAAGCAAAGUUCCUUACUUUAGCAAAGGAAAACCAGUCUCCUUUUGGCCUAUAUUGAAAUCCUCCAACAUUCUUCUUUACAAAUCCUCGAUUUGUACUUCUAAUUCGUAACUGUUGUUUUGUUUUGAUCUCUCCGCUGCGCUUCCAUGUUCGUCACUUCAGAGCGGCGCAUGCACAAAGCCAACCUCAUAGGUCAUCUGCCCGCUGACUGCCAUUAAACAGCUUGGAAGAUCAAACUCUGGACUCGUCCAAAAAAAGAAAGUAGGUAACACUUUAUAAU
Messenger RNA from Carassius gibelio (silver crucian carp), 1855 nucleotides. RefSeq names its product solute carrier family 25 member 45. The transcript has 6 exons. The record is from RefSeq and is a predicted model, not a curated record. Gene Ontology annotation, cellular component: mitochondrion. The coding region runs from base 320 to 1186 and encodes 288 amino acids. Gene Ontology annotation, biological process: transmembrane transport. Gene Ontology annotation, molecular function: transmembrane transporter activity. NCBI's taxonomy places the organism in Eukaryota, Metazoa, Chordata, Actinopteri, Cypriniformes, Cyprinidae.